Molecule: messenger RNA, 1178 nt
Organism: Pocillopora verrucosa
Lineage: Eukaryota; Metazoa; Cnidaria; Anthozoa; Scleractinia; Pocilloporidae
Product: DNA damage-regulated autophagy modulator protein 1
Source: RefSeq, a predicted model, not a curated record
AUGCCAUGGCCACGAUGUGGAUUAGGCUGGCUUUGCAUCUUACUAGUUAUCUGUAGUGUUGUCACAGUUGUCUCAUCGUACUGCGUGGCUCUUUCUCAUGGACAUAUUUAUCCCUUUCUGCCGGCGAUUAGCGAAACUGGCGUCUUAUUUCCGGAGAAAUAUGUCUUUAGAGAGUUAACAAAUUUAACUGCGUUUUUGUUCAUCUCCAAUGCGUUUGUCCGUUUUAUGCAGUACAAGCUUGUGGCUGAGCAGUGUCGAGAGGAGCAUGUAAAACUGCGACGUCUCAACAAACUGGCUUUUGUGGUCGCCAUCUUGGCAGGUGUCGGAAUGACCUUCGUGGCUAACUUUGAAAUAGAAAAGGACUGGUCCAUUCACGACAUCGGUGCGAUGACAGCCUUUUUCAGCGGUCUUCUUUACUGCUGGUUACAAUGCGCAAUGUCAUAUAAGCUACGCGACCACGGUGUCAUCAACAGCUCAGCAGUGUGUCACUCCAGAGUCACGGUCUCUCUCCUCAUAACCUUUUGCGUGGCGAUAUUUGGCGCGUGCCAGACCAAGGCCAAUUGGGAAUGGGACCAAGCUCGGCCUCGUUAUCAUUUCUUAGCCAAACUCAAAUGGAGCCCUGAAGAUCCGGGAUAUUUUUACCACGUGGUAUCUAAUGUUGCAGAAUGGAGUAUGUGUGGAGGAAUGCUUCUGUUUAUGUUGACGUUUGCGCACGAGUUCCAGCAAAUAGAGAUAACAUCUGAUAUUUCGUCUACUGAUUACUGGUGACGAUUUCUAUGCGGAACUCAGCCCACUUCGGAUCUCCUUUUUCAGUAUUGGAUGAAAUUUAAUUAGAAUACGGUAAUAAAUUUUAAUUUUAAAAUUACGCGCUCAAAACAGCCAGGAGCUUUAAAAGAGUGAAGUCUUAACAUGUGAAUGUUAGCCUUGAUUAUGGCAUUUUUCAGCUACAGUUCAUCAAACGGAAGAGCGCCAGAUUAGCAUGAGAGUAAUCUCGAACCCAGAUCCUACAAUGUAACUGUAACUUACAACCGCUUGGCUGGGAAAGGUCUGGGUACAAGACUUGCUGGGGCCUUUCUACGUCCAGAUUGGCUAUCAUCCUCGAUAAUCAGGGUACUGAGCUACAAUAGUUGAAGGACAUUUUCAUUAUAACGUUUCAACAACUCUUUUAUUAGAAUUCC